Molecule: messenger RNA, 1734 nt
Organism: Lasiodiplodia theobromae
Lineage: Eukaryota; Fungi; Ascomycota; Dothideomycetes; Botryosphaeriales; Botryosphaeriaceae
Product: Kelch repeat protein
Exons: 3
Coding region: 1-1734 (577 amino acids)
Molecular function (GO): protein binding
Source: RefSeq, a predicted model, not a curated record
AUGGCGCCCCUUCGUCCCAUAGAUUUACAACACCAUCAACACGGCCGGCGCCGUCAAAAUAGCGCAACAGUUGCCGCUGCAGUUCUCACCGCCUUUCUCCUACUCAGCCUCGUUCCUACCGCCUGCGCUCAGGCAACCACACCCAGCAACUUCAUCCGACGCAACAACCACGGCUCUGUCGCCGUGGGCUCCUUCGUAUACAUCGACGGCGGCCUGUACGCAGUAUACGACGAUGACAAAAACGUACAGGCGCCCGCGCAAAACACGGCCACCCUCGCCAUCGACAUGCGGCAGUCGUGGACAAACGCGACGGUCAACAUGACGGCCAUCUCCAAAGGCAACAGCCCCAUCUUCUUCCAGCCGCAGUUCUGGGCCGACGAGGAGAACAACGCCUUCUACUCCUGGUCCGGCGACACGCCGGCCGGGUACACCGUGUCGGAAAAAAGCCUGUGGAAGUUCAGCGCGGACGACAACAGCUGGGCGCGCGUCUCGACCGACUCGUCCUUCACAGGCCUCACGCGGCCGGUCGGCGGCUACAACGCCGUCGCGAACGGAGUCGGGUACUUCGUCGGCGGCUACGGCACCGAGACGACCGACGACAUCAACUUCCGCAGCAGCGACUACGUGCCGGUGCCGGGCGUGGUGUCGUUCAACUUCUCGUCGGGCGAGUGGGCCAACCGGUCGUCCGACGGGUGGACGAGCUACGGGCGAGGCAUGAGGGGCCAGGCCGCCUCGGUGCCUUUCGGGACUAACAACAACAGCUUGCUCGUGCUGCUGGGCGGCGAGAGCGGGACGCGCGAACUCGUCUCGAACCAGCGCGGGUACGUCGACUUCAGCAGCGUGUCCAUCUACGACACGACCGCGAACGGCUCCUGGUACUCGCAGACGACGACGGGCGAGGCGCCCAGCCCGCGGGAUGAGUUCUGCAUGGCCGCGACGCAGGGAGCGAACUCGACGGAGCUGUUCGUCUUUGGCGGCUGGACCGUUUCGACGGGCCUGACGCACAACGACUCGUACAUCCUCUCGCUGCCGGCGUUCCGCUGGUUCAAGGGGCCGACCAACACGGAGCCGAGGGUCGGCUUGUCGUGCCAUGUGGUGGGCGGCGGGAAGAGGCAGGUGCUCGUUGUCGGCGGCCAGAAUAACAACAACAACACUUAUCGCUGGGCGAAUCCGGAUCCGUGGAAGCAGGGGCUGGGCAUCUUUGACUUGACGGCCAUGGAGUGGAGCGAUGGGUAUGAUGCGGACGCCCCUGCGUACGAGUCGCCGCAGGUCGUGAAGGAUUGGUAUAACGGAGAGAGCUAUGCGGAGCCGGACUGGUCGUCGGAUACCGUCAAGGCUUUCUUCUCCAGGACUUCUACCGGGACUUCCUCAGCGUCGCCGAGUUCGUCCGCAUCUUUGAGCCCUACAGGUGAUGUUAAUCAUACGAACUGGAUUCUGAGUCAAGAGCCGAACUUCAUGGACGCAGCGCAGGCGCCGAGCUACCGACAAAGCUCCACAGCACGGCUGAGCUUCCCGCAAGCUGGCCAGAAAGAGUGGAGUUGCCUGCAGGAGCAGGUGGUUGGUAUCCGAAGCCGGUUGAACUACCAGCGAGCCGAGGGUCGUCCGGACGGUGACUCAAUGUACAGCCACGCGUCCCCUGCCGUCCGGGCCCUGGCUCCCUUUGUGGCAGGACUCAACAUCAGUAUCACGAUGCAUAUGAAGCUUGCUCUCCUUACAAUUGCUAGACCAUCUUAG